Podarcis lilfordi (Lilford's wall lizard) is the source of this 14440-nucleotide messenger RNA. The record is from the annotation of a GenBank genome assembly. Lineage: Eukaryota; Metazoa; Chordata; Lepidosauria; Squamata; Lacertidae.
AUAAGACGCCCAAGCAGGGGGCUAAAAUUAGCCCGAGAGCCCUUAUUUGAUCGGCGGCCGGCAGCAGCGCAGCUGUCCACUUAGCCGGCUGGCGCUAGCCUUCGCUUUCCUUCCUAGUCGGUGCCCCGACGACCACCCCCCUGGUCCCCUUCCCUUCUCUCGCUAUUCUGGCCCAGGGAGAAACCCGCGAUGUGGGGCAGCCCCUUGCCCUAGCUGGUCCCCAGCGACCUCACAGAGGCCCGGCGGCGACGUAGCCGGGCUGGCCGGCGGCUCACCAGACACCGCUCCGUCGAGGCACAGCCAAGCGACUCGCAACCCGCCCGGCCAGCAACCAGCUCGUGAGUAUCUUCAGCCAGGUGGCCUCCCCGUCUCUCCACCCGCCUGGCCAUGACUCCGAGUCCUCCACCUGGAGAGGCAGAUCGGUUUUUUCCCGGGGCGGCUGGGAGCUGGUCCCGCUUCACACGUGCGCGCCUACAAGCAACUCCCAGGCUCUCUUUCUACGCGCUGGAUCGCUGCCCACUUGGCCUGGCCUACUAAGCGGAGGAGGUGGCGGGGAUGGAUUGCGAUACUUGGGGGGGGGGGCGGGGAGGGGGGCAAUUAACCCUGGUACGUGGACAAAACCAGAAUAUUUUUCCCUGAUAUGAAGUGAAAUUUGUUGGUUUCUAGAAUGGGUUUUGCUGUUGUUUUCCGACAGGAAGCCCUGAGAAACGGUGGUGCAAUCCUUUCAAGAUUCUAAUUCCGAGUUCCACUGCAUGUCUCCACCUACAACAGACGUAUUACAUUCGUGUACAGUCAUUGUGCAGAUUUAUUUUUUUGCAUUUUUGUCCACCUUUUUCUUCCAAGGUGGCACACAUGGUUCUCCUCCUCCCUCAUUUCACACUCACAACCUCCCUGUGUGGUAGGUUAGGCUGAAAGCUAGCAACUGGUUCAAGGUCACCCAAUGAACUUAAGGACUGAGCAAGGAUUUGAACCCUGGUUUCCCAGGUCCCAGUCCAACCUCAUAUAUCAUACUGCCAUAGGGAUUGUGGAAGGAAUAAGUGCACCUCAGGGCCAUUCAGCUGGUUAGAAUUAUUGUGGUAUGUAUUAACACAAAUUUCAAAACUGCACUUGAUUGUCCUUGUAACUGUUAUAAAAAUUAUUUUGACUGUUUUAAAGGAUAUGCCUGUAAAUUACCUUGGGGCAUAUUAUGUGGAGAGUGAUUUGCAGACUAAAUAAUAAUGCAAAUAAUAAUAUUAAGCUUGGAUACACAGGAACAUAAUGGGAUGUGGGUGGCGCUGUGGGUUAAACCACUGUGCCGCUUGGGCUUGCCUAUCGAAAGGUCAGCGGUUUGAAUCCCUGCAAUGGGGUGAGCUCCCGUGGUUCGGUCCCAGCUCCUGCCAACCUAGCAGUUGAUAAAUAGAUAAAUAGGUAGAUAAAUAGAUAAAUAGUAGAUAAAUAGGUACAGCUCUGGCAGGAAGGUAAAUGGCAUUUCCAUGCACUGCUCUGGUUUCACCAGAAGCAGCUUAGUAAUGCUGGCCACAUGACCUGGAAAAACUGUCUACGGAAGUGGACAAACACCGGCUCCCUUGGCCUGUAAAGAGAAAUGAGCGCCACAACUCCAGAGUCGUUCGCGACUGGACCUAAUUGUCAGGGGUCCCUUUACCUUUUUACACAGGAACAUAGGAAUCUGCCUUAUACUUAGACCUUUGAUCUAUCUAGCUUAGUUUUGCCUACACUGAAUGGCAGCAUCUCCAGAAUUCCAGACUGGAUACAUUCCCAACCCCAAUUGGAGAUGCUGGGGAUUAAACAUGGAACCUUCUGCAUGCAAAGCAGGUGCUCAAUGACAGCCUUGUUUAGACCCUGGCCUUAAUACUCUCACAGGGGCUUCCUUAGACAGACAUUUAUUACUUUGGUUGUGAAGCACACAAUUAACAUUCCCCACCCCCCAUACACCAUGCUCUUUACAUUCCUUAUAUCAGAACUUUCCAAACUGUUUGUUGCGACAUGUUAGUGUGUCAGCUGCAGUGUGUAGGUGUUCCGUGCAACUGCUCCCUGCGUUCCUCCCAGGGCUGGAAAUAAGUUAGUUUGAUUCCGGUUUGCUAGUAAAACUGAAUUACUGUGUCACAAAAUGGUUCAUGUCUAAAAAGUGUGUCACCAACAUGUAAAGUUUAGAAAGCUCUGCCAUAUAUGUUAAAACUAAAAGGCAUUCUGGCCAACCCGGAUUAUUAUUAUUAUUAUUAUUUGGAAUAAGAAAAUAAAUACUCUACUCACAUGCAGUUUUACUUUUAGACUCACCUAUAGCAUGAUCAUGAGAAUGGGAAUAAAAUAGGGUUUGUGUCUGCUGCCCUAAAGCUAAAUGCCUUGAUUUAGAAAUGAGCCCCGUUUUGUUGAAGAAAAGGAUAAUGUGGUUAAAGUAAAGAUAACAAAACGAGCAUUUCUAAUAAUGUACUUGCCUUGCUGGCCACCUUGACUUUAAAUGGAAUAAUAAUAAUGAGAAGAAAAUAAAGGAUGCUGUGGCAAGCUGGACUUGUUUGCUGCUGGUCCCAUCACCUACUGCUUCCUGACGCCAGAGCUAAGGUCCUGCACAACUAUAUAGAACACCCCUCUUGUAUGUACCCCUCUUUACAUUAAACUCAUUAUGGUAGGCCUCUUUCAGUAUGCUGCCCCAGCCUGAAGUUUGGAGGCCUCUUUGGUGGUGGUCCCUCAGCUCUGAAUUGGUUUCCCUAAAGAAGCUCGUCUGGUGCCCACAUUGUUGUCCUGGAAUAAAAUGAGAGGUCCUCUUGUAGAUCAGGAGCUGGUUAUGUAGCAGGAAGCAGAGAGUAGGAAUAAAUGGAUAAUUCUUUGAAUGGAGGGGUGUAGAAAAUGCAGUCCUCCAAAGAUCAGUAUUGGGAACUGUGUUUUUAAACUUGUUAAUAAAUGAUCUGAAGUCAGGGGUGAGCAGUGAAGUGGCCAAGUUGGUGGAUGGUACUCAAUUCAGAAUCCUUAAUACAAAAGGGUUGUGAAGAGCUCUCCAAACUGAGUGAAUGAGAAGUAGAAUGGCAAAUGCAAUCCAGUGUAAACAAGUGUAAAGUGAUACAUGUUGGGGCAAAAAAAUAAAUCUUAAUUUCACAUGUGCACUCAUGAGGUCUGAACUGGAGAUGACUGAGCAGGAAUGAGACCUUGGGGUCAUAGUAGGUAGCUCAAUGAAGAUGCCAACCCAGUGUGCAGCAGCUGUGAAAAAGGCAAAUUCCAUGUGAGGGGUCAUUAGGAAAGGAAUUGGAAAUAAAACAUCAUAAUGCCUUUCUAUAUAGGCUUGCAAGCUCAUUUGGAAUAUAGUUCACAGUUCUGGUCGCAUCGCCUCAGAAAAGAUAUUGCAGAGCUGGAAAAGGUUCAGAAAAGGGCAUCCAAAAAGGCUUUUUCAAUGCCCCUAUGUGGAAAGGUUGCUGGGUUUGGGACAUUUUAGUUAAGAGUAAAGGUGAGUAAGAGGUGACAUGAUAGAAAUUAAUAAAAUUGUGCAUGGCCUGGAGAAAACUCCCAUUCCGUCCUGUCCCCCUACCCUGUAUCUUAUAACUCUAGAACUCGUGGAUAUUCAAGGAAUCUGAAUGUUGAAAGAUAAUCAUUAAGGACAAUUUUAAAAAGAAAGUGCUUCUUCAUGCAUUUCAUAGUUAAGCAAUGGAACAUUCGUCCACAAGACGUAAUGAUGACUACCAACUUGCGUAGCUUAAAAUUCAUGGAUCAUAAAGCUGUCCUUGGCUACUUACUGGCCAUAAUGGAGCCUAUGUUCUGAAUACUUCCAAAAACCAGCUGUUGGUAACCCCAGGAGGGGAGAAGUCUCUUGUGCUUGGGCCCUGCUUGGGGGUUUUCCAUAAGCGUUUGGUUAGCCACUGUGUGAACAAGAUGCUGGACUAGAUGGGCAAUUGGCCUGUUCUUAUAUUGCCCUUUCAACACCAGCCUAAAUAUUUCCAAUUUCCCAAUCCUUCUAAGAUAUAGUUCUUUUCAGUGGUAUGGCUGGUGGGUGGUUUUUAGGUUCUGUAUUUGGUAUUUCAUCUCCUGUAUUCCUUGAGUUCGAGUAUUAUGAGAGGGAGAGAAAAAACUCUCCCCAUUUUCUCCAAAUCACAUGUUGCAACCUUUCCUCCUAGGGGACUUGUUCCAGUCCCAAGAUCUUGGUACAGGCCUCCCUGGAUAGGCUGUAACUAAGGCUUGUGGGUGGCUGUUUCCAAAACCAGGGUGGACUUGUCCAGGCUGAGGUCGCGAGGUGAACAGCUGGAGAUGGAUGCUUUGCAGGAGGCUCUGGCCUCUCAUUUCGGAGCAGGAAUGGAGGAGCAGGGUGGUUGACUGAGAGGAUAUAUUUGGAUGCUUCGGAGAUGGAAUGCAUCUGAAAUUCUUUUUUUACCCUUCCUCCGAGCUUAAAGCAUUUCGUAGCUGGGCAGGUGGAGAUUGGCAUUCCUUCAAGUGAAAAAUGUUAGGAAUUGGCUUCCAAAGGGCCUCCCUGGCUGUCUGGAAUAUAUUUCUGCCCCCCCCUUUUUGGGGGCUAACAUCUGAUGCAGCCCCCACCACUAUCACCCCAAUCUCAGACUGCAGAAGCACUUGCGAUUUUUACGGAUUGAAAUGUUAAUAGCGUCAGGAUAAGAGUAAAAAAUUGGCCACUCACAGAAGAUCCUUCCUGCAAGGGGCAGACUUUGGUAAUCAUUCGUAGGAUUGCGUCCAGUGCAAGACCAACAUUUGGCGGCCCCAAAUGGAUAUUCUCAGUUGUGGAUCUUCUCAAUUUUUUACCCCCUUCAGCUUGGCACCCUGCGUGGGGGAAAUGUACGCAAUGCCCCAUAUCCAGUGCUGCUCUAGCCUAUUCUGUUCCUUCAUGAGCCAUCUGACUUUUUUGGGGGGGAUGAAGUCAAAUCCAAAGCAGUGACUCAUGCAGAAACACAUUAUUAAUUAAUUAAUUAAUUAAUUUUUUGAUUUAUUUCUACCCUGCUUUUUUUUUUUAAAAAAAAAGUGGCUUACAAAAAUUAAAGCAAGGCUAAAACAUUGAAAGCAAAAUACAUAUAAUGCACCAUUUUAAAAGUACCAUAUUUUUUGCUCUAUAAGACUCACUUUUCCCCUCCUAAAAAGUAAGGGGAAAUGUGUGUGCAUCUUAUGGAGUGAAUGCAGGCUGCGCAGCUAUCCCAGAAGCCAGAACAGCAAGAGGGAUUGCUGCUUUCACUGUGCAGUGAUCCCUCUUGCUGUUCUGCCUUCUGAGAUUCAGAAUCUUUUUUCUCUUGUUUUCCUCCUCCAAAAACUUGAUGCGUCUUGUGGUCUGGUGCGUCUUACGGAGCGAAAAAUACGGUAAUUUAAAAUGGAUUUGAAAUCAUGUAAAAAAACAAAUUUAAUAAAACACAGUAAAAACAUUAAAAACAACACAGCACUGCUAAGGUCUUCUGCAGUAAUGUCUCUCUCUAAUGCAGAGAUGGGGAAACUAUUUCAAUCUGAGGGGCAUAGCCAACCUUCUGGGGUGGGGGAAAUGUGCUAAUAGUGGGUGGAGCCAGAGACAAAAGUGGGUGGAGCAAAGGAUAUUACUUUGUAGAGUAGGCUAGAUUCCAACCAUGCAAAAGUCAGAUGUUUCAAUUUUCUAUGCAUAAACACACAUGUGCAGACAGAUGACAGACUACUCUCCAUCAGACAAGCAAGAGGAAGUUCAAGCAUAAUUUCAAACCAGCCGAAAGCACAGGAGGAGAGUGCAGACCAGGUCCAGUGAGGGGUGCAGCCUUAUAGAGAGGGAUGUUGCUUGGGAAGAAUCCCGGGGACCCAAUAGAAAGGCAUGGAGGGUCACAAUUAGCCCUGUGUUUCCCCACCUCUGCAUGAGCACCUGCAAAACACACCUACAGUAAGCAAGGCCUUUUAUCAGCAACAACUGUUCUUGGAUGGGGAAUGUCUGGCCACUGAUUUAUGCAUUGGUAUCCUCAAGAUUCAGUAAUUGCAGUUCACUCUACAUGGAGCUAUCCUUGGGCCUGGUCUGGAGGUUCCUGCUGAUGGAGAAUGCUGCAGCUAGACUGUUGAAGGGGACAAACUAUUGCCAGCACAUAACUCAAAAGCUUGCACUGGCUGCCUGUACACUACUGGACCAGGUUCAAGGUUCUUGUAUUCAUUUUCAAGGCCCUUAACAUUUUGUCUCUAGGAUACCUGAUACCUUAUAUCCCUGCUUGAUCACUGAGAUCUUUGUGGGGAGCCACUAUUAGUGGAUCCCCCAUGGCUCAGAUGCAUGGCUUGAAUCUGCUAGAAACCAUGCAUUCAGUAUUGUGGGCUCUAUUUUAUCCCUUAGAGUUGAGGUCAGGCAGGCCCCCUCCCUGUUGAACUUCCAGUGCCCACUGAAUUUUAAUUUUAAUUUUGAGUCAUAUGUGAUUUUAUAGUUUUUAGCUGAUUUUUAUCUUUAUCAGACACUGCUUAGGGACUAUUGUAACUAAGAAGUAAACAAAUAAACUGUCAGAAUAAUAAAUAAGAAUAAUAACUGAAGUUUUUACGGCUUAGGCGGGAUGGUUUGGAAGGAGGUGAUUCUUCAUAUAUUUGGGUCAAAAGCUGUUUUAAGGGUAAGUACCUGCAUGCUGAUUUUGGCUCAGCCAUGAAUAGUCACCCAGUGUAAUUCUUUCCAAAUUCAAGUAAUAUAAUUCUGGUAGCCAAGUUCUAUAUAAAUCGCAUCAGUGCUGGCCCUAUUCACAUAUUUACAUAGCCACUUUCUGCUGCAGUCUGUGAUGUACCUGCAUGUGUGACUCAACCCAGAGAGCUUGAUCUCCAUGACUGCUUUCUAAAUCGCAGAAACUGGCCAUUAGCUCCACUGACCCCCAUCCUUGCUUAUUAGCUGAUCCCCAGGUCUCUAUUACAAAUGCAACCCAUAUACAAAUAUGGAUUUGAAUGAAUUUUAUAUAGGAGAUGGUGUUGAUGUUGUUUAAAUUGUUGUUCUAACUUAUAUAUUAUUUAUGCAUUUAGACAAUUUAUAUAGUCCCCAAGCAGUGUGCAAAGACUACAGUAUAAUGUAAACAAAAAUGGGUGAAACCCAUAAACUUAAAAUGCCUCCUGAAAUAAAAUUAAAAAGUCUUUAGUGAGGCCAGGAGUUCAACUGUAAAGGGACCUGUCUGACCUCAACAGCGGGGAGGCGGAUUUCCACACAUUGGGCUCACCAUGGUGAACAUACAGCUCCUGGGGGAUACAAGCAUGCAUCCAUAAUUGGUCCCCCCCAGUUGUUUUAAUAUAUAAAAAGGUGACACCUGCUUUCAAAUAUUCAAUUGCUCUAUGCGUGCUUUAAUUGUAAAUAGCUUUGGCAUGCCUCAUGGGAAGCAAUUGACAAAUGAAAUAAUAAUAAUGAACAAUAAUAAUAACUUUUGCUCACCGUUCCCACCAGCCAGGAGCCCCUAUCACACAUGCAUCCCAUGUAUAACCAGGACAUUGUGACUGUGUUUUGUUUAUUUGCUUUGCCUUAUAGCUCUCUAGCAUUGCACAGUUCAUGAUGAAAAUCACCCUCAAGAGACAAGCAAAGAUGAGCCUGGUGGACAUAACCAAGAUUUUCUCCAUGCUCCAGCCCAGUGAAGAUGAGGAAGGCGAUGAAGAAAGACAGGAGCUGAAUCUCGCCGUCUCCCAGGACAACUACAGACUUCUGGACGAACUGUUGCGCCAAGAGAGAUACAGGCGGUUCAUCAACAGCAGGAGCGGCUGGGGGGUGCCAGGGACCCCGCUCCGCCUGGCGGCUUCAAAGGGCCACGUGAGGUGCGUCAAGGUCCUCCUGGCCCAUGGAGCCGAAGUGGACAGCCUGGACGUGAAGGCCCAGACACCACUCUUCACAGCUGUCAACAAUGGCCACCUCAACUGCGUGAUUGCCCUCUUGGAGGCAGGGGCCAGUCCUUCUGGCAGCAUCCACAACAAUUGCACCCCACUGCUCACGGCAGCAAGAGAAGGGGACAUCGACAUCCUUCAAGAACUUUUAGAACAUGGGGCAGAGGCCAACGUCAAAGCCAGAGUCCCGGAGUGGGCGGCCAACUCUGUUGCCUGCUCGGGCCCUUUGUACCUGUCCGCUGUCUAUGGGCACUUGGAGUGUUUCAAGAUGCUGCUGCUCCACGGUGCGGAUCCCAACUACAACUGCACUGAUGAGAAGAUGAUCACCCGCAUUAAGCACCCAAAGAGUCUGCUGGAAAUCUGCUUGAGGCACGGUUGUGGAGCCGAAUUCGUCAAACUCCUGAUAGAUUUUGGAGCCAAUGUGUACCUACCGGGUAUUGUGCUCGAUAAGAUCUCAGUGAACUCUGAGAUGCUGGAUUUGUUGGCCAGAGAAAGAGGUAACUUUUUGCCAUUUAUUAUUAUUAUUAUUAUUAUUAUUAUUAUUAUUAUUAUUUUGUAACAUCCAUUACUGUGUAUGCACCAUACAUUUUAAAGCGCGCACACACCUUCAAAGAAUCCUGGAAAUUGUAGUUUGUUUAAGAUGCUGGGAACUGUAGCUCUGUGAGGGGUAAACUACAGUUCCCAGGAUUUGUUGGGGAGAGAAAUUCACUUUAAAUGUACGGUGUGUACACAGCCACUGUUUUUUAUUGUCACAACAAUACAAACACAACACGUAGGCUAAUGAUAUCAUUAUUCUAUUAUAUAUUUUCUAUGUGUUGUGUUUGCAUUGUUGUGAUUAGUUCUUAUUGCAACACAAGGGUUUGUUUUUGGUUCGCUGUUUUUUAUUGUGACAUUCAUGUCUUGUCUUUGGAAAGGACCUGCUUGUUAAAGCAAACACAGCCAACUAAAUUCACUAAAGUGCAACUACUUUGUCAAUUAACAAAUACUGUUUAAAUUGAAUAGAUAUACUCUGAUAAAGUAACAAAAAGGGCCCCUUAAUAUGCUCAGUUGCAAAUUUAGGACCCGUCCACCUGUAUUGUGUAAAUGCCUGAUCAGAUGUGUGGCCCUUCCUGCCAAAAGUAUUUGGCUCCAGCCACUUUUCCUAUAAGGAAUGUGCAUUGGCUUCACCCCUCUCACCAUAUACAUCUUUCAGGAUAGCUCUCCAGAAUUUGAUCAAAUACUUCAAAUACUAGGGAAUAGCUCAGUGGUAGAACAUCAGCCUUGCAAGCAGAAAGUCCCAGGUUCAAUCCCUGGCAACUCCAGGUAGGAUUAGGAGACACUCAUGUCUGAUAGAUCAUCUCCCUGUCUGUCAUGAGGAGGUGGAUGUAGAUUUCAGUAAAUGUUAGAACUGCAAAAUUAUGAACACCUGAGGUGUUUCUCUAAAGUGCCUUCCCAUAUUUCUGUUCAGCUCCCUGCUUUUGUUCUUGGCUAACGCCUCCGACAUUGAGGAGUUCUGGGGGGCUUGAAAGCUCAGCGGUACAAUCAUCAUAGUCUCUCCAUUUCCUUUUUCCUUCCCACCCCCUUUCCAGCUGUCCCCAAAUCCUUGAUGUCGCAAUGCAGACUAGCAAUCAGGAAGUUCCUAAAACUGGCCAACCGUCCCUUUGCUGUGGAUCAACUGGAUAUCCCACUGUCGCUGCUGAACUACCUCAAACACCGGUCGUAACUGAAGAUCAAAGUUGGAACUGCCCAGGGUUACCAAGUAUUGUAACUGAUUAAGGGUAAAGCAAAAAAAAAACAUUCUAAGAAUAGAAAGAAGCGUGAUUUGGUGGCAUUGUUUAGAUUUAUUGUGUGUGUGUAUGUGUGUAAGUAUUGCCUAUGCUGCAUUUAUGCAAGAACACUGUUUAUUUUUCUUUAGAGCCAGUGUGGUGUAGUGGUUAAGAGCGGUGGACUCGUAAUCUGGUGAACUAGGUUCGCGUCUCCGCUGCUCCACAUGCAGCUGCUGGGUGACCUUGGGCUAGUCUUUGAAGUCUCUCAGCCUCACUCACCUCACAGAGUGUUUGUUGUGGGGGAAGAAGGGAAAGGAGAUUGUUAGCCGCUUUGUAGUGAUAAAGCAGGAUAUCAAAUCCAAACGCUUCUUCUUCUUUCUUUAAGCAGAAGUCAAUCAAGUGGAAUGAAAACUGAAAACCUCACUGUAUACUGUAGAUAUAUUCUAGAUUAAACACCCUAUUUUGUUAUUAUUUUUAAAAGUACCUGGCCAAGGUGUUCUUGACCAGUCUUCCCCAAUCUGGUGCCCUUCAGGCGUUCUGGAUUGCAACCAGCGUCUGCCCAUGCGUGAGGCGAGGUGAAGCCAUUUGCCUCAUGCAGCAGAUCUGACCCCCUCCCCGCUUCACUGUUACCCCAUUCCAAGCCCCAUUCAUGCCGCCAACAAUGUACUCACUGCACCCUUGCCACAAAGUUGGGCCAGCAGUGCAGCUACAGGCGAGGGUACAGGUGCAGUGAUGGGACUGGCAGCAACAUGGGAGCAAUGGCGAGGUCAGGCAGAGGGAGGGGACCCAGAUCUAUGGGGUUGGGGCAGGGGGAUUAGGUGUUUUGUCUGCAGCAGCAAAAUGUCUCUGACAGCAACUCACAUCAUCCCCAGCCAGACCAGCUGUUUGAGAUCCUGGUCCCCCUUACAGUGUAGAGCAUUUCUACCAAGGCUGCUAACAGCCUGAUCUUAUGCAUGCCUGCUCAGAAGUACGGUACCUAUUGAGUCUAAUGAGGCUUACCUUCCCACCCACCACUUACUCCAGAUAACUGUGUGUAGGAUGAGAGCAGGCUAAAACUGCAUUUUACAGAUCAGUCCCACUGGGGAAAAGGUGAAACUGUGAGAUCCUCAGCAGAGCUACCACGAUUUCUUAAAUGCAGCCAGCUCAUGCCAGCCCAGGUGGAGGCAGAAAAGGGAAACAUUUGUUUUUCUUUCUUUGGUUUGUUCCCGUUGCCUCCAGUGGGGCAGCCAUGGAUUGUGGAUAUUUAUGCCAUCUCCCAAAGAUGAGAGAUGGCACAUUCAGUAUUCAUAUUGAUGUUUUAAUUUUCUUUCAUUCUAUAGAAUUCAAUUUGUCAUAAUAUAAAAUACGACAUAUUACAAAAUAAAAGGAAGGAAUAAAAUUCAAUUUAAAAUCAUACAGCGUUCAGCACACCACAUUAUGAUUUCUACAAUGGGAAGAAAAAUCAUUAGGUGGUCUGUCAAUACUGACAGCAAUUUUCAAAUGCUUGGGAACCACUACUCUAUUGGAUGUUACCUUUUUCUUCAUUGGCAGGAAUAAGAAAUGCAAUAAUAGGUUUGUAGUGUUACUUGUAAAAAACAUUAUUAAUUCUAUGGGGGGGACAGAGAGAAUGUUGUUUACAUUUUAAAGCACACACACUCCAAAUUGCAAACUACAGAAAAAGGGGAAAUAGGUUGAAAUAAUAUCAUCAUUACAAAAUACAGAGAAUAUUUAAGAAAUAUUAAUUAAAAAUGCAAAGGACACAACAUUUAUAGAGCAAUUUUGAAAGCAACCUCAGAACACUCAGCACAAUGUACCUUUCUUGUUUUGAAUUUAUUUAGUUCAUCUACUUUAGCCAUUUAUACUCCCACUCUUCAGGAUACAAAUCCUUCUAAGUUAGCUCACAACAAAACAAAAUUGGUUUUAAAAACUAGUUCUGCAUGUUCAUGGCAUGGUUUGAAUUGUGGAAAAGCUGGCUAUGGGAGGCACUGAUUGGCUAGUACCCUUGUCAUCACCAACACACCUCACAAACCCCUGGAACUUUGCAACUAUUAUUAAAAUGCUUGCACAUUUUUUUUUAUAAGGUGAUGAAUUGAUGAACAAAGAGGCAAACUCAAAGAUGGACCAGUGUAUAACUAGCUGACUUGUUUGUAUGCUCUGUCUUAAAAAAAGGUAAAGUUACCCUGACCAUUAGGUCCAGUUGCAAACGACUUUGGGGUUGUGGCGCUCAUCUCGUUCUAUCGGCCGAGGGAGCCGGCGUUUGUCUGCAGACAGCUUCCGGGUCAUGUGGCUAGAAUGACUAAGCUGCUUCUGGCGAACCAGAGCAGCGCACGGAAAUGCCGUUUACUUUCCCGCCAGAGCGGUACCUAUUUAUCUACUUUGAUGUGCUUUCGAACUGCUAGGUUGGCAGGAGCUGGGACCGAGCAACAGGAGCUCGCCCCGUCACGGGGAUUCGAACCGCCGACCUUCCGAUCAGCAAGCCCUAGGCUCUGUGAUUUAGACCACGCCCCAUGCUCUAUCUUAACCCUAAGCAAUAAUGCCCAUUUCACAUGAUAUUGAGAUGAGUGGUGAGAUAUGUUGUUUUGUUAGUUUUAAAAAACAAUAGCAUAUAAAAUCACUACCACUAGAUGCCACUAUUGAUCCAAAUGCAAGGCCAAAAUGCAUAAUGCAUGAUUGGAUCUCCUGGUGUUUUUAUUUUUUUAUUUUUACUUAAUAGCAGCCCUGGCAGGCUCCAAAUUCAGAUGGAGUAACUGCAGGGAGAAGGGAUGCUCAGGCCAUUUUCCUGACCUAUAUUGCCCUAACUUUUUUUUUAAGCAUUUAGCCCUGAAGUGGAAGUGGUUGGGGAAACAGGUACCUGUGUUUCCUCCUUGUCCCCAGGGCUGACAGCAGCUUUGAUGGAUGAGGACUUAGCCUGGGAAAAUGGCACAGGGAUUAAGCACUGCUCUCCAUCCCAGUGCUGCUGUUUCAGUUGAUCUUGGAAGCUCCAACAAUUGCUUUGGAGGAAGGGGGGGCAGGAAUCCAGGCACUCCAGUCAUGGACCUCCUCAGGAAAUACUUACCUUGGCCUGCAGCCACUCACUUGGCUGAUGGAUUGUCAGUUCCUAAGGCUCUUUCUUUUUCACUUGGGGGGCCCUCUAUAUGUUUUGAACUAAAGCUCCUCCUAGCCCCAGCCAAUUCUGACCAUAGGCCAUGUUGACCAUUGGAUGUGCCGGUUGGAGCUGAUGUCCAACAGCUGUGUGAAGAACUGUCCAGCAGAGCACAGGUGAAAAGGCUCUGUCUUUCUAUUGCCAUAGGGACCACAGAAGUGAAUCCGAAGGGAUCUAUGAUGUAGUUUCAGUCUUGAGAUAGACAGCAAAAUGCAGAGUCCCAGCUCCUAAGAGUUAGAACACUCACUUUUUGUUCUGUUUCUCAUAAGCAGCUAAUGAAGUAGUAAGCAACCCUGCAGUUGAAUUGCAACUGGAAGGAUCAGAUUUAUUAAUUAUGGUGGAAGGGAGACGGAUUUCACUAGAAAACUAGAUUAUGGUUUUGAUAGAUCUUGGAGGGGUGCAGGAACGGGCAACCAAAAUGAACAAGGCAUUGAAACAUCUUGCCUAUGAGGAGAGUGUUGGGUUUGUUUGUUUUUAGUUUAAAAAUUUGGCAACUAACAUGGGACAUGUAGAGGUCUGAAAUGCAUGUAUUUUUAUGUUGUGAUUUUAUAUUGUGAACCACCCUGAAACCUGUGGGUAUAGGGCAGUAUACUACUACUACUACUACUACUACUAAUAAUAAUAAUAAUAAUAAUAUCGUCCCCCCGACCCAAACUCCAUAUGCGAACAUGGGGCCAUCAGUCAAUUGGGACCUGCACAACUUUGUUCAGUGAACCUGGGAGAUCAAGGUUCACUCAGCCACGAAGCUCACAGGAUGACCUUGGGCCAGACACCAUCUCUUAGCCUAGCCUACCUCACAGGGUUGUUGUGAUGAUGACAUGGGGGCGGGGAGAACUAUGUACACCACCUUGAGCUCCUUCGAAGAUUAAGGUGAUGUGUAACUAUAAUAAAUAAAAUAAACUUUGGGCCUAAAUAUUUUUAGGAUUGACUCUUCCUAUAACCUGCCUAGCCAGUGAGAUCUACUGGGAAGGCUCAGCUGUGAGCCCACCAGUAAGUGUAGCCUGAAGAUAGGGAGCAAUGGCCUGAUACAAGGCCUUCUCUGUUGUGGCACCCAGUUUGUGGAACUCCCUGCCUCUAGAAGUGCAGUAAGUACCUUUGUUUUUUAAGUUCCUUUGAUAUUGAGCUUUCGUUGUCAGCAUAAGAUAUGUCAACUCCCGCUAGCUUUUAUUAUUUGUUUAGUUAUUUAUUAUUUCAUUUCUAUCCCACCAUUUCCCUAAGGAUCUCAGUGUGGCACCCAUGAUUUAUCUGUCCUCAACCCCAGUUUUAUGUUCACAGAAAUCCUGUGAAGUAGGUCAGGCUGAGAGGAAAUGACUGGCCCAAGGUCACCCAGUGAACUUCACGGCUGAGUGGGGAUUUGAACCCAUGUCUUAGUUCAAGAUUCUAACUACUAUACGACACUGACUCCUAUCUCUUGGAACCUUUUAAUGGCAGGAACUGCAAAAUUGAUUUCAUAUUUGUUGCUGUAUUCUGACUGUGUAUUGUAUUACAGUGGUACCUCUUGUUACGAACUUAAUUCAUUCCGGAGGUCCAUUCUUAACCUGAAACUGUUCUUACCUAGAGGCGUGCUUUUGCUAAUGAGGCCUCUUGUUGCCGCUGUGCCACUGGCACAUGAUUUCCGUUCUCAUCCUGAGGCAAAGUUCUCAACUCAAGGUAACUCUUCCAGGUUAGCGGUGUUUGUAACCUGAGGCGUUUGUAACCUGAGGUGUUUGUAACUUGUGGUACCCCUGUAUUGGGUUUUAAUGUAUGUUGUUAUUUUAAUAUUGCAUUAAAAUCAUUGUAUUUUAUGGUUUUUAUCUGCACUGUAUAAACUGUUUUGUGUGGG